AUGUCUCAUUCCAAGCAGCCCAGGAGCCAAGGGAAAAGGAAAGACGGCAAGAAUAGGCCCAGAGGAGGAGCCAGAGGAGGAGCGGAGAGCUCCAUGGGAGACCCUUUCGCUCUCUCGGAAGAGCGUCUGGCAUCGCUUGAUCUAGAGGGUGGCUUGAAUCAACGCGUGGACGGCGCUCUGCACAGGUCAGCAGCGCGCCAGCUCAUCCAGGCAUGCCAGGCGGCGCUGCCACGUCAGCGCAAGCAAGCGGCUUGUUCUUUACAGUCCAACCGGGUACUGUGUAUAGAAUGCAGCAUGGUGGCGUGGACACCCAAUUCCGCCCCCACGCCUCCUCCUCACACCACUUAUCCUCCCCCUCGCUCGGAUGCACCAUCACUAUCCACAGCCACUCUCUCUUCUACUCAGUUUUCUCGGAACAAGACUAAGGGCAGGGGUGGUGGAACGGGAACUGGAGCUUCUUGGGUAGCCAGCGUGCCUCUGGUGGUUCUUCUGCCGCAGCUGGCAGGGCGUGUAAAGCAGGCUGUGAGGCCGUGGAGGGGCGUGAUGCAGCAGACAGAUGUGAGUUGCCAAGCAGGGGUGGCAGCAGCGGCAAUGGCAGCGGCGGUGUCGGCGGUGGUGGAAGCAGUGCAGCAGCGAGGUUCUUUGGCCGAAAGUGUCGUGUGA
Closterium sp. Naga37s-1 is the source of this 663-nucleotide messenger RNA. Lineage: Eukaryota; Viridiplantae; Streptophyta; Zygnematophyceae; Desmidiales; Closteriaceae. The record is from the annotation of a GenBank genome assembly.